AUGAACGCAGAGAUUGAAGCUGCAGUUGCCAAUUGUACAGUAUGCUGUGAGAAACAGAGAUCAAACAGCAAGGAACCACUACAGCCACAUGAAAUACCAUGCCGUCCCUGGCAGAAGGUGUGUGCAGACCUGUUCACUUGGAACAACAAAGAGUACAUCGUUCUGGCUGACUACUACAGUCGUUUCUUCGAAAUAGACCAGCUCAGAAGCCUGUCUUCAUCAGCAGUGAUCCGCAAGUUAUCCGUCAACUUUGCACGUCAUGGGAUCCCUGAAAUCCUGAUGAGUGACAACGGUCCACAAUUUGCAUCAGCUGAAUUUGCAGACUUCGCCAGCAGAUGGGACUUCAAACAUAUUACAUCAAGCCCCAGAUAUCCUCAGUCCAAUGGACUAGCUGAAAAGUGUGUGCAAAUAUCGAAGAACAUUCUGGACAAAACAUACAAGGAUGGCAUUGAUCCACUCCUUGCACUGCUAGAAUAUCGGACAACACCAGUUGACAACUUGGCUUCGCCCGCGCAACUUCUGAUGAGCCGACGUCUGCGGUCAGUGCUUCCCACCACUGGCAAACAACUUCAGCCCAAAGUUGUCGAACCUGCCGAUGUGUGUGCAAGACGCGAACAAGUUCAGUCCCGUCAGAAACUGUUCUAUGACCGAGCCGCCAGGAAUCUGCCACCGCUUCAAAUGAAUGACAGUAUCUAUUUGCAGACCGCUGACAAAACCUGGAAGCCAGCCCAGAUCACCAGAGUAGAUCCAAAUCGCUCAUACCAAGUGCAGACAGCAGAUGGUGCCCAAUAUCAACGCAACAGGCGCCACCUAAGACACACACCAAUGAGAAACCCCAGCAGCAAUGCCGAUGAUACACCAACGGACUUAACAUCAGUGCCACUCCAGAAGGUGACAGCAUCAACAUCGUCCAAACCAACACCGUCCAAACCAAUGACUGUUACCAGAUCUGGAAGAGUCGUAAGAGCUCCUCAAAAGUUGAACCUAUAG
This is a messenger RNA of Haliotis rubra (blacklip abalone), 990 nucleotides long. RefSeq lists its product as uncharacterized. The transcript has a single exon. The record is from RefSeq and is a predicted model, not a curated record. The coding region runs from base 1 to 990 and encodes 329 amino acids. NCBI's taxonomy places the organism in Eukaryota, Metazoa, Mollusca, Gastropoda, Lepetellida, Haliotidae. Gene Ontology annotation, biological process: DNA integration. Gene Ontology annotation, molecular function: nucleic acid binding.